GGUCUGGACGGGUUCCGCGUUUCGGGGGUUCUAAAAGGCCGAGGCCCUAUUGAGUCAAAUUCCAAGGUUACCGUUGUUUAGAUUUCUCCAUCGAAAUAGGGAACCAGAGAAGCGAGUGGAGUAUUCUAAGAGCUUCUUAGAGAAUUCAAGGUCAAGCUCCGUCGAUGGCGGAUUUGCAGAAUGUUCUUCAAGAUCGCGGCUUAAGCGUAUCUAAUCUCCCAGAUAAAGGUCGCUGUCUGUUCACUUCCAGAGAUUUUCGUCCAGGGGAGGUGAUUCUACGACAAGAGCCUUAUGUGUUUGUACCGAGUAAUGGCUCCAAGGAAUCAAGGUGCGACGGAUGUUUGACGACCAUUAACCUCAAGAAAUGCUCCGGUUGUCAAGUGGUAUGGUACUGUGGGAGCUCAUGCCAGAAAUCGGAGUGGAAGUUGCAUCGCCUUGAAUGCCAAGCUCUCUCUAGGCUUGACAAGGACAAGCGGAGGUCUGUUACUCCUACCAUCCGUCUGAUGGUGAAACUCUACCUUAAGAGAAAAUUACAAAAUGAACAGGUCAUCCCAAUGACGAUUACAGACAAUUACGGUCUGGUGGUGGCUUUGGUGUCCCACAUGUCUGAGAUCGAUGAGAAGCAGAUAGUGUUGUAUGCACAGAUGGCAAAUCUUGUGAAUUUGAUCCUUCAGUUUCCUGAUAUUAACCUAAAAGAAAUUGCUGAAAACUACUCCAAGUUCUCAUGCAAUGCUCAUACCAUUUGUGAUUCCGAACUGAGACCUCAGGGCACAGGACUAUUUCCUCUGAUUUCCAUCAUUAAUCACAGCUGCUUACCCAAUGCGGUUUUAGGGUUUGAAGGGAGAAUAGCUGUUGUCCGAGCCAUGGUACAUAUACCUAAAGAGUCUGAGGUUACAAUUAGCUACAUUGAAACGGCAGGAAGCACCAUGACUCGGCAGAAGGCUCUCAAAGAACAAUACCUCUUCAGUUGCAAAUGUGUCCGUUGUGAUAAAAUGGGCCAGCCUGAUGAUAUUGAAGAAAGUGCGAUUUUGGAAGGGUAUCGAUGUGCAGACGAGAAAUGCAAUGGAUUCUUACUCCGUGACCCAGAUAACAAAGGCUUUGUUUGCCAGAAGUGCAGCCUUCUCAGGAACAAGGAAGAGAUAAAAAAGUUGGCCAGCGAAGUACAAUCAAUUUCUGAAAGGGCCCCUUCAUCUCUUUCCCCAGAAAACAAGCAGGAAGCUAUCAAAUUAUAUAAGACGAUCGAGAAACUACAAACGAGGCUGUGCCAUCCUUUUUCCAUCGCUUUAUUGAGAACCCGUGAAAGCCUUUUAAAGAUGCUGAUGGAAGUAGAAAACUGGAGAGAAGCUUUGACAUGCUGCAGGCUAACACUCCCUGUGUACCAAAGAGCUUAUCCACCGACUCAUCCUUUAACCGGACUGCAAUAUUAUGCCUGUGGGAAGCUCGAAUGGUUGUUGGGGGAAACCGAGGAGGCUUUAAGUUCGCUGACGAAGGCAUCGGAAAUUUUGCGGAUUAGUCACGGAACAAGCACGCCGUUCAUGAAGGAACUCUUCGGCAAGACAGGGGAAGCACGGGCUGAAGCUUCCUAUAAGCAGCGUUCGUCAGAUGAAGGCGACGAUUAGCAAGCAAGCAAAUUCUGGUCAUUUUUCCAUACCAAAUGGGAUUCCCCAGGUGAAAACACUUAUCUUUGGAGUUUUGGUAAUUGUUUUGAAACUUAGAAUCCGUACGGAUGAAUCUUAUUAGAGCUAAAACUGUGCAUUGGGGAAUUCUCGAAUUAUGUUGUGAUCAAAGCUUUCAGUCAAAGAAAUUUCUUCUUAAA
Molecule: messenger RNA, 1816 nt
Organism: Tarenaya hassleriana
Lineage: Eukaryota; Viridiplantae; Streptophyta; Magnoliopsida; Brassicales; Cleomaceae
Product: histone-lysine N-methyltransferase ASHR1
Exons: 14
Coding region: 165-1619 (484 amino acids)
Cellular component (GO): nucleus
Molecular function (GO): protein binding
Source: RefSeq, a predicted model, not a curated record